Messenger RNA from Phyllopteryx taeniolatus (common seadragon), 11462 nucleotides. RefSeq names its product unc-13 homolog A (C. elegans) (gene unc13a). Bases 304 to 5760 code for a protein of 1818 amino acids. The record is from RefSeq and is a predicted model, not a curated record. Lineage: Eukaryota; Metazoa; Chordata; Actinopteri; Syngnathiformes; Syngnathidae. The transcript has 42 exons. Gene Ontology annotation, molecular function: calmodulin binding; phospholipid binding; calcium ion binding. Gene Ontology annotation, cellular component: neuromuscular junction; terminal bouton; presynaptic active zone cytoplasmic component. Gene Ontology annotation, biological process: synaptic transmission, glutamatergic; synaptic vesicle maturation; synaptic vesicle priming.
UGGUUCUGAAAGCCUAGCAAAGAUGGCUGAGAGCUGAGAGGGGCAAGGAGAAGACCAUUUUAGCGCACGGACGCCUCUUCUCUUUUAAAUAUCGACGGGAGGGCCUCGACGCUCACCGUCAAGCGAAGUGUGAAGAAAUUCCCACACAUGUGUUGCCACGGUGGUGGUGCUGCUGCUACUGCUGCUGCUGGUGCUCGGCGUCCGUGUCACAUCUUCCUCGCCGCUUCGAAGGCGGCGUUUGACGGCCACAAGGGAAAGUAGCGAAGAGGCCGGCAAUUGAGCCCAAAAAAACUCCAUCGAGAGAUGUCCUUGCUGUGUGUUGGAGUGAAAAAAGCCAAGCUUGAUGGACCCCAUGAAAAAUUCAACACUUACGUGACCCUGAAGGUGCAGAAUGUCAAGAGCACCACCAUCGCCGUGCGCGGCAGUCAGCCGUGCUGGGAGCAGGACUUUAUGUUUGAGAUAAACCGGCUGGACCUGGGCCUGACAGUGGAGGUGUGGAAUAAAGGCCUGAUCUGGGACACCAUGGUGGGCACCUUAUGGAUCCCCCUGAGUAGCAUCCGACAGUCCAAUGAGGAGGGUCCGGGUCAGUGGUUGACACUGGACUCCAACGUGAUCAUGGCUGAGAAUGAGAUCUGCGGCACCAAAGACCCAACCUUUCACAGGCUGCUGUUGGACACACGCUUUGAACUGCCACUAGACAUUCCUGAAGAAGAGGCACGAUACUGGGCCAAGAAGCUUGAACAACUGAAUGCCAUGAGAGACCAAGAUUGUGCCUAUCAAGAAGAGCAAGAGAGGCCUCUCCAGGCGCCUUCCACACAGUGCUGCAAUUGGAGUCUGUGGGGCAAUCAGCAAAACGACGACCCGGACAGCGCCGUGGACGACAGGGACAGCGACUACCGCAGCGAGACCAGUAACAGCGCUCCGCCUCCCUUUUACACUACAUCUCAGCCCAACGCCUCCAUGCACCAGUAUCCCAUCAGGCAACAGCACUACAGACACCCGUACGACGACAUCCACGAUAUGGACUAUGACGCCCGAGACAUUAGACCCUAUGAUAGUUUAGACUUGGCCACCAACGGGCGCAGUGAUAUCGACUCAGGCUCAGGGUCGAGCCGGCGCACCAGUCGUCAGUAUUCUCUAGACAGUAGGCAUUCGCUGUCCGAUAGUCCCACAGACAGUCGCUACGCCUCUUCGGGUGAGCUGAGCCGUGGCAGCUCCCAGCUCAGUGAGGAGUUCGUCCCUGAGGACGGUGAGAGCCUGCGAGGCUCUGAGUUCUACGACGAAAACGACUCUUAUCACUCCUGCCACUCGUCCAUUAGUUACGGCAAGGAGGACUUCCCGGGCUGGGACGGGGAGGACCAGCAGGGCGUCUACAGUGACGAGGGGAGCUAUGUCAAAGACGGCGGCGAAGACAGGGCGCUCUAUGGCGAAGAGGACGACGUGAUGUACGAGGAGGAAGGAGUGUACAACUAUGAAGAUGAGGAAGAGAUGCCGUACGAGGAAGAUGAAGAUACGUACCCAAUGGAUGGCGCUCUCAGUGAAGAGCAAGAGCCACCUUACAGCCCCACGAGCACUGCUGCCACCCUCGCUCCCCCAUCUGAUAGCUUGUCCUCCAGCAGGCCUCCUCUGGAAAAGCAGACGUCUUUACAUCAGCAGCAGCCUCCCGAUCAACUGCAACCCUCAAGCACCACGCCGGUCCUCCCUCCCCUUGAACAGGAUGACACCUUGCCCUCUUUCACAUCUGACUCUACCGACCUUCCCUUUGCACCCACCCAGCAAGACGUAUUUGCCAACACUACCACUACCAUCAACAACACAUCCACCACUGCCACUGUAGCACAGAUUCCAGGACAUGAUGCCGAGUUCCAAGAGCCCGAGCCAAAGUCCGAGGUGCCCCUAGAGGAGGUCCCACCUACAGAACAACUUCCGGCUGGGGAGAGCGUCCCCUCACCCCCUGAGGAGAAAACAGAGGAGCCUCCUCUCCCCAGCUUCCCAAAAAGGGAACUCAUGGAACCCGGUCCUGCAAGAGCCAAAGCCAACUGGCUCCGAUUGUUCAGCAGAGUACGACUGCAGUUACAAGAGGCCCGAGGUGAGAGUGUCGGCAUCGCCUCUCUGCUGUUAUCAGCGGGGAUGGGCGGUGCUCUUUACAGCAUCGACAGCAUGCCAGACCUCAGGAAGAGGAAAGCGAUGCCUCUGGUCAGAGAUCUGUCAUUGGUCCAGAACUCCAGGAAGGCCGGCAUCACCUCAGCCCUAACGUCCAGCACCUUGCAUAACGAAGAACUGAAGAGCCAUGUCUACAAGAAGACCCUCCAGGCUCUCAUCUAUCCCAUCUCCUGCACCACCCCGCACAAUUUCGAGGUGUGGACCGCCACCACGCCCACCUACUGCUACGAGUGCGAGGGGCUGCUGUGGGGUAUCGCUCGCCAAGGCAUGCGCUGUACUGAGUGCGGCGUCAAAUGUCACGAGAAGUGCCAAGAUCUGCUCAACGCCGAUUGUCUGCAAAGAGCGGCGGAGAAGAGCUCCAAACAUGGCGCAGAGGACCGCACUCAGAACAUCAUCAUGGUCCUCAAAGACCGCAUGAAGAUCCGCGAGAGGAAUAAACCGGAGAUAUUUGAACUCAUUCAGGAGGUCUUCACCGUCCCCAAGGCCACGCACGGCACCCAGAUGAAGCAGAUCAAACAGAGUGUGCUUGAUGGCACCUCCAAAUGGUCGGCCAAGAUCAGCAUCACGGUGUUAUGUGCCCAAGGUUUACAAGCCAAGGAUAAGACCGGCUCCAGUGACCCGUACGUCACUGUCCAGGUGGGAAAGACUAAAAAGAGGACCAAAACCAUCUACGGCAACCUCAACCCUGUCUGGGAGGAGACCUUCAAUUUCGAAUGCCACAACUCCUCGGAUCGCAUCAAGGUGCGAGUAUGGGACGAGGAUGACGACAUCAAGUCCCGCGUGAAGCAGAAGUUCAAGCGGGAGUCCGACGACUUCCUCGGGCAAACAAUCAUCGAGGUCCGCACUCUGAGUGGCGAGAUGGACGUGUGGUACAAUCUCGACAAGCGCACGGACAAAUCGGCCGUAUCGGGGGCGAUCCGCAUGCACAUCAAUGUGGAGAUUAAGGGCGAAGAGACAGUUGCUCCAUAUCACGUUCAAUACACCUGUUUGCAUGAAAACCUCUUCCACUUUGUGACAGACAUCCAGAACACAGGUGUGGUGAAGAUCCCCGAUGCCAAAGGAGAUGAUGCGUGGAAAGUAUACUACGAAGAGACACCUCAGGAAAUAGUGGAUGAGUUUGCGAUGCGUUACGGGGUGGAGUCCAUCUACCAAGCCAUGACUCACUUUGCCUGCCUGUCGUCCAAGUACAUGUGCCCGGGCGUGCCUGCAGUGAUGAGCACCCUGCUGGCCAACAUCAAUGCCUACUACGCUCACACCACACAGGCUACUAACAACGUUUCUGCCUCAGACCGUUUUGCCGCGUCCAACUUUGGGAAAGAACGAUUUGUCAAGCUUCUUGAUCAGCUGCACAACUCACUGAGGAUCGACCUGUCCAUGUACCGAAACAACUUCCCAGCCAGCAGUCCGGAGAGGCUGCAGGACCUCAAGUCCACGGUGGACCUCCUCACCAGUAUCACCUUCUUCAGGAUGAAGGUCCAAGAGCUGCAGUCUCCACCCAGAGCGAGCCAGGUCGUGAAAGACUGUGUGAAAGCCUGUCUCAAUUCCACUUACGAGUACAUCUUUAACAACUGCCAUGAGCUCUACAGCCGCGAGUACCAGACAGACCCGGCCAAGCAGGGUGCAGUGCCUCCAGAGGAACAGGGACCUAGCAUCAAGAAUCUAGACUUCUGGUCCAAACUCAUCACCCUUAUUGUCUCCAUCAUCGAGGAAGACAAGAACUCCUAUACACCCUGCCUUAACCAAUUCCCCCAGGAGCUCAAUGUGGGUAAAAUCAGCGCUGAAGUGAUGUGGAACCUGUUUGCUCAGGACAUGAAAUAUGCAAUGGAGGAGCAUGAGAAAAACCGCUUGUGCAAGAGUGCUGAUUACAUGAACCUGCAUUUCAAGGUCAAGUGGCUUUACAAUGAGUACUGCAAAGACUUGCCUUUCUUCAAGAGCAGAGUGCCUGAGUAUCCUGCGUGGUUUGAGCCAUUUGUGAUCCAGUGGCUGGAUGAAAAUGAGGAAGUGUCUCGGGACUUCCUGCAUGGCGCUUUGGAGAGAGACAAGAAAGAUGGGUUCCAGGUCACAUCAGAGCAUGCCCUGUUUUCCUGUUCUGUCGUGGAUGUGUUUUCCCAGCUCAACCAGAGUUUUGAGAUUAUACGAAAAUUAGAGUGUCCAGAUCCGCAGAUCGUCGGACACUACAUGAAACGAUUUGCAAAGACCAUCAGCAAUGUUCUUCUGUCAUAUGCUGACAUCAUCUCCAAGUUGUUUGCCAACUACGUCACAAUGGAGAAAGUGCCCUGCAUCCUUAUCAACAACAUCCAACAGUUGAGAGUGCAGCUGGAGAAGAUGUUUGAGGCUAUGGGUGGAAAAGAUUUGUGUGUUGAGGCCAGCGACAUCUUGAAGGACUUGCAGGUUAAACUAAACAAUGUAAUGGAUGACCUCAGCAGAGUCUUUUCUGUCAGCUUCCAGCCUCAUAUCGAAGAGAAUGUGAAGCAGAUGGGAGACAUCUUGGCUCAGGUAAAAGGAACGUCAAAGGUCGGAAAUGCUAGCAGCGUGGCUCAGGAUGCUGACAACGUCCUGCAACCCAUCAUGGAAUUCCUGGACAGCAACCUGACUCUGUUUGCCAAGAUCUGUGAGAAGACGGUGCUGAAGCGUGUGCUUAAGGAGCUGUGGAAGCUUGUGAUGAACACCAUGGAGAAGACGAUUGUUCUGCCGCCGCUCACCGAUCAAACGGGCACUCAACUCAUCUUUAACGCUGCCAAGGAGCUGGGUCAGCUGUCCAAGCUGAAGGAGCACAUGGUUCGCGAGGAGGCCAAAGCUCUCUCACCCAAGCAGUGUGCAGUCAUAGAACUAGCCCUGGACACCAUCAAGCAAUAUUUCCACGCUGGUGGCGUUGGUCUGAAGAAGACAUUCCUGGAGAAGAGUCCCGACCUGCUGUCCCUCCACUACGCCCUGUCCCUCUACACGCAGGCCACAGACAAACUUGUUAAGACCUUUGUCCAGUCGCAGAAUGCACAAGUGUUCGGCGGCAAGGGGGUGCGGUUCACCGCUAGUGAGGAUGUUUACCCAGAGAAGGGCUCCGGGGUGGACGACGCUGUGGGUGAGGUGUCCAUCCACGUGGAGAUCUUCACCCACCCCAACACCGGAGAGCACAAGGUCACCGUGAAAGUGGUGGCUGCCAACGACCUGAGGUGGCAGACGCAGGGAAUAUUCCGUCCGUUCGUGGAGGUGUUCAUCAUUGGCCCUCACCUCAGCGACAAGAAGCGGAAGUACGCCACCAAGUCCAAGAACAACAGCUGGGCGCCCAAAUAUAACGAAACCUUCACUUUCACGCUGAGCAGCGAGGUGGGCCCCGACUGCUACGAGCUGCAGGUGUGCGUCAAGGACUACUGCUUUGCCCGCGAGGACCGCACGGUGGGCAUGGCCGUUCUGCAGUUGAAGGACGUGGCCUCCAAGGGCAGCGUGGCCUGCUGGCUGCCCCUGGGCAAGCGAAUCCACAUGGACGAGACGGGCCUGACCGUGCUGCGCAUCCUAUCGCAGCGCAACAACGACGACGUGGCCAAGGAGUUCGUCAAGCUCAAGUCGGACCAGCGCUCGGCUGAGGAAGGCCGCGGCUAAGUGGUCUUCCCACCCCCACCUUCAGUGCUGUAAAUACAUUCAUUCCAAUCGGGGUACGUUUAUCAUUAUGGAUGACGUCUGCCAUCUUUGUGAUCAAGUUGAAUCAUGGCGUUCACGAGGUGUGUCAGAACAGUUACAAGACUGGUGUCAAAAAUUUUAUACGGUGGUGCCUGUAGGGUGCUGUAUGGUGGCAGUGAACUCAACUUUCGUUACAACAAACAGCAGUUUGGCAGAUAGUGAACAGUUCUUUAAAAAAAUAGACUUAGGCUGUUUAAUGCCACUAUUAGUUGACGUUUUCUGUUAAGAAAAGAAGAAGAGAAUUACACGUGUAUUUAAACAACCACAUAACUUUGCCUUAAGGUCCGCUAUCUUAAUGCUAACGCAUAAGGGGAAACGCCAUAGACGAGCUAACUGAUAGCAUCUAUGUAUCCACUUUAAGCAAUUUUAACGCAAACAGUGGAGCAGCACAUGUAGACAGACAAUAUAACAAUGCUUAAAGUCAUAUAUUCUUCAUCCACUGCAAAAAAUGACUGAUAUUUUUGCACAUUACCGUUUUUAAUAGGGCUCAACUGAUUAAUCGGCUGGCCGAUUUAAUGGGCCAAUAUUACCCCUUUGCAACUGGGCAAAAGAUUUUUGCAGAUUUCAACAUUAGACAAAAAUAAUGACAAAAAAACAUUCUUAAAAAAAGUCAGCAAAAAUAAUUUGGCCAAUUCUUACCAAUUUUUCUUUGUUUUAGUUAAACAAAUACUAAAGAACAAAGGACUGUAAAACAAUCAAAUGUUCUGCCUGUAAUUCAUAUCUUUAUUGUUGUAUGCAUUAAGGGACCAAAAAAAGUUUGAUUCAUUACAUUUAUCUUUAACUAAUCAGACACAUAAUCGGUUAUUGGAAUUUUACUCUGCGAUAUAUCAGAAUCGGCGUCAGCCUAAAAAAAAUCCUUGUCGAUCGGGCCCUAGUUAUUACUAUAUGUUUUUAUAAAAUACAAAUUAGUCUUUUUUUUUGUUUCCUUAGUAAAAAACAUUUUUUGUUGGCUUUUUGGGGGAGGCUGGAACAAAUGAAUGGCAUUUCCAUUCAUUUCAAUGAGGAAGGAGUAAUUGAGUUACGAGUGUUUUGAAUUACUCGCAUGGUCACGGAAUGAAUUAAACUGUAUCUCAAGGCACCACUGUUUUUUUAAAUUCAAAAGUUUUCCCCUUUGAAGCAAUCCCUUUGGCCUCUCACACACUUUCCCGUCUCUGCCAAAUCUUCACGCACUCCUGGAAUGAUUCUUCCGGGAUCCUCUGCAGCACCGUCAUCACGGCCGUCUUCAUAUUCGAAAAAAAAUAUUCAUAUUCGUCCGCUUGAUGACCUCCUGAGUUUUUGAAUGAGAGGGUGGGAACAAAUGACAAAAAGCCAGGUCAUAUCAGUAGGGAUGAUGCUCCAGCACGGCGACGUUCUUCACGGCAAGGAACUGUCAGAUGCUCAGGGCAUUCUGAGUAGGCGCGUUGCCACGGUGAAGCAGCCGCGAGUCUUCCUGCCACAACUCUCGCCUCUUCUCGCGCACUCAGGAUCUCUUUGUAAGACGUACCGGUUGAUCGUCUGACCCACAUUGAAGGGGGAAAACUCAUAGUUUGGGAUUGAAAUCUAUCUUCUGUGAUACCAGUCCUGGAACUUUUCGAAUACACCUCAUGUAUCACACGUGGCAUUACACACGUCUCAAUCGGCUUCACAGGGUUGUAUUUUACUUUCGGAGGAUAGUCGCGCAAAUGUGUCGGCGAAAAGAUAACAAAACAUUCCAGAAGUGACAGGGAGGGUCCCAGGGAAGAAAAGUACACAUUUAUAAGUGCAACUAUUUAUUAUCGUUUACGGUUUUCUUCCAGAUUAUAUUUAUACGAAAAUAGUUAUGAGUCUAAUCAGAAAUCAUCCGUGAAGUGACAGUAUAUUUCGGGAGGAUGUUCGAUGGCGGAACAGAGCACACUGCCUGACACCUUCAAUGCCUUCUGUCUCGUUCACCCGCCAUCUUUGUGAUAAGUGCACAUAAGUGAGCGUGCAUGAGUGUGCGAGUGAAACCAACACAAGCCAACAUCUUAGUGCGAUUUUCCUGUCAUGUUUUACCCCCUCUUAGUUACUAGUGUAAACAUUCCAGAUGGAAGGUGCCAAGUCCCCCACGCCUAAACACGUCUAUGUGGGUUGUUAUAAGUCACCAAGCACAAGUCAUUAGCGAUCAGUUGUCGAUCAAGUGGGACCUCUGCUAAAAGGGCUGAAGAUCCCGACCGCGCACGGUCUGCAUCUGACAUGGAAGAAAUAGAUGACCUUGAGGGGGUGGCCUUCAUUUUUCAGAGGCCAUUUUAGUUCCCCAAGGGCAAUACCAAAAUUAUGAUGCAAUGACCAAACUAACCUCUGAGGUUUUAUUUGUUUGUAGAAAACGUGGAGGGUCGGCCACGUUGUCCACCCCUGUUCUCAUCAGUAGAGCGUGUCAAACAUGAAAAAAGUAGUUUGAAGGUUACACUUCUGCUAUCUUCUUCCAUAUCUUUUUUUUUUUUAAAUGCCAGAAAAGAAACGAGACUCGGCCAGCCACUGUUGUGACUCAAUGCUAACGGCCCAACUGCUUGUUUCAAAGUUGUCGCAAUAUGGAGCAAAGAGUUGGCUUGUGCCACCUCCAGUUGUGUGACUAAGUGUGACAGCAUCUUACUACACAAAAGCCUGAAAAAAAGCACCGUGAGAGAAGUGACAAAUCGUGACGGUGUGCUACAAAAAAGCCUGAAAAAGAAGCACAGAGAGAUGUGACAGUGACAUACAUGUGCUACACAAAACAAGCAAAAAAAGAAGCAGAGAAAGAAGUUUCGCAACAGCAGUGUAUUACACAAAAGUCGGGAAAAGAAACCCAGCGUGAGAGAAGUGACAGUGUCACAGCAAUAUGAUUCACAAUAGCCUGAAAAAGAAGCACAGGGUGAGAGACGUGACAAAUCACGGCAGUGUGCUACAAAAAAACAUGAAGAAGAAGCACGGAGAGGUGUGACAGAGUGACAUCUGUGUGCUACACAAUAGCCUCACAGAGAAAAGUUUGGCAACAGCAGUGUACAACACAAAAGUCUGAAAAGGAAGUACAGAAUUAGAGGCGACAGGGUGUCAGCAAUAUGCUUCACAAGAGCCUGAAAAAGAAGCACAGAGUGAGAGCAAUGACAAAUCAUGUCAGUGUGCUACAAAAAAAAGCCUGAAAAAGAAGCACAGACGCACAGGGUGAGGAACAUGGCAAAUUGCAGCACAGGUUGAGAGAUGACAAAGUGUGACAGUGUGCUACACAAAAGCAGAAAAAGAAGCACAGAGAGUGAAAUAUGUGUGCUACACAAAAAAGAAGCAGAGGGUAAAAAAAUUGACUAAUUACUGCAGUAUGCAACAAAAAUGCCUGAAAAAGAAGCAUAGGGCGAGAGAUCUGACAAAGUGUGGCAGCAGCUUGUUACACAAAAGCUAGAAAUAGAAGCAGACAGAAGCAUACGGAUGUAGCUUCAGAAAAAGAAGCACAGACGGAGAGAAGGAGCAAAGCGCAUCGGCAGUGCGAUGGACAAAAGUCUGAAAAAAGAAGCAGUGACAGUCGGGACAGAGCAUGACAGCAAUGUGCUACACAAAACUGGGGAAAAAAAAGAUUUCAGAAAGCAUGAUAGUAGUGUGCUGCAUGAUAGUCUGAAAAAUAAGCACAGAGAGAAGUGAACUUUACAGUUGAAUAGUGGUAAGAUGUUGCGCAACACUGCAACAUACGCAAUGAGCUGCGAGUGUGGGUGCCGCAGUCUUGUUUCUUUAUUGUCGCACAUUGUUCAAUGGAGCCGCCAAAGUCCAAUGCAAUUGAAUUUGGUGCUUCUUUUUCAAAUACAAAUCUGGUCCUGCAAUCUUAAAAUCUUUAACAGUACUACAGGAAAUUCUUGAGUAACAUCGUAACAUUUCUGUCACACAGGUGUAAUAAAUAAAUGGGAUUUAUAUAGCAUCGUUCAAUGGCAUAACCCUCUUAACUGUAUAAUAAAAGCCAAAUAAAAAGUGUUAUCGUUCAGUGAUAGUGUGGCAAAUGCUAAAGGCUAGUCAGCUAACUUUUCAGCAUACAUUUGAUUACUCUUUUAGUAAUGUCGGCUUAUUGAAGUCUGGUUGAUAGGACUUUGAAGGUUCCACUGUCUUUAAAUGUGGGAGACGUGUAUUGACUGGAUUGAUUCCACGUACAUGAAACCAAACAUCCUCAACGGUUCUUGGCUGUCCAUUAAAAAGAGACGUAAUCAUCACAUAGUGGACAUAGUUGUUGGGGUCACAUAAGAGGGUGGAUAUAUUUUUUUUUUUAAUCUUAUUUUGGCCUGUGACGAGCACUUCUAGUUUAUUAGGCCCUCUCUUGUUUGAUUGGAACUCUAUGCAUCAGAUCUAUAGAAUCAAGUUUUUUCAUUUUUGAAGCCGUCUCGUAAUGUUUACAUGGUGGAUCGUUCUAUUCUGAUAUCAGCACAAGUGUUGGAUAUAUUGUAAAAAGAAAAAAAAAUGUCUAAUGUCAAGGGCCAAAUGUUUGCUGCAGCGUAAGUGGAGACUGAAUUCCUUUUUUAUUUUGGAGAUAAUAUGUUUGAAGGAGUGUUAAGGCCACACUGAGAAGAAGAAAAAAAAGUCUAAAAGGAGGUUUAGAAAAGUUAUGAGAAAACAGACGUACACCUUUAUUUUCAUAAGAUUUGCACUUUAUCGUCACCAAAUUACGUCUUUAUCCACUUAUUUCUACUUAAUUCUCAUAUCGUGACUUUUUUUCAUACCAAAUUACAGUUUUACACCCUUAAUGUUCUGUAAUAUUCUCAAUAGGUUUAUUCUUGCAAUGUCUUUGUAAUAUGUAAAGUUUUUUCACCAAAUCACGACAAUCUCAGAAGAGUGACUUUUUGUCACCAAAUUCCGACUUCUGGGAAUAAUUCAACUUUAUUUAGAUAUAACUUUAAUGGCAAAUUCAUACUUGAUUAAUUUUUUUCAUAUCAGUCUUUGUCAUUGCCAAAUUGACUAUUUUUGUCAUUUUUCCUUAUUCCCGCAAUAUUAAUUAAUAAUUUUUAUAUCAUUUUGUUUAUUUUAUAUAGUUUUUUUUAUAAUAUCUUCAUUUCGUUAUGACUUCAUUUUUGUAAUAUUUCAACUUUAUUCUCAUAAUAAUUCAAUGUUAGUCUAACUUUUUAACAUAACUUUAUUCUCAAAAUUGUACUUUACAUAAUAGUGCGAGAUUUUUCCUUGCUAAAUUAGGAUUUUAUUCUUUAAUAUUCUGACUUUAUUGUGGUAGUACCACAAUUCCCUGCCGCCCGCAGCGACGUCUUUCAGAGGCAUGCAGAAGUUUCGGGACGGAAGCACAAACAAAAAAACAAAACAAACAAAAAAAAGCACAGAACCACGUGCAUGUUUUCUGCCCCAAGUGCACGUUCAUGAACUUCCACUGAUGGUGCAUGAUAGGAACGCUGUAACAAAGAGAUUUACAUUUUUAAAAAGAAAUGUGUUGUGCCAGCACGCGUAAUAAUUUGAUGUUGUCUCCUUUAUUUUGAUAUCUUCUUUUAUAUUUUUGAAAUGUUUGUGAAUAUAUAAAUACGUAUCACUGAUGAUAAUGAUGAUGAUGUGAAGUGUUGCAAAGUAGUCGCAUGGGACAUUUUUUUAUACAUAAAAUGUUUAUAAUUUUUUUUAUAUUUAUGUUACUGGGACAGUAGUCUCCUUGUGUUCUGCUUCCAAUAAAAGAUGCCAAAUUUGAA